Molecule: messenger RNA, 2433 nt
Organism: Schistocerca nitens (vagrant locust)
Lineage: Eukaryota; Metazoa; Arthropoda; Insecta; Orthoptera; Acrididae
Product: loricrin-like
Exons: 5
Coding region: 1-2433 (810 amino acids)
Source: RefSeq, a predicted model, not a curated record
AUGGCAGGAUACACAUCAAAGCUCAGUUCAGAAGAAAUUUUAGAACUUCUUUUGAAUGGAGACGUGUCAGAUCUUGAGAUUAGUGAGGAGGAGGAUGGUGAUUUUGAUCUUGCAGAUGAUGCUGUGCAACAAUCGAAUGUUCCUUCCCCAAGUGAACAGAGUAGCAGCUGCACUGAUAAUUCUGAUGAUGACGAGAGUUCUUCGCAGAAUCGCAGGAUGUUUUGGGACAAAUGCGAAAGGUUUGAGGGACUCCAGGCUACCUUCUCGCCCACGGAAGUUGCAGAACAUAAUGAGAAGCAGAUCAAGGACUACUUUCAGCAAUACUUUGACUUGGCCUUUUUUAAGGAUACUUCUGAACUUACCAAUAUGAGAUAUUUACAGCAGACUGGAACGUCUUUAAAGCUGUCUGCCAAGGAAUUGCGGGCUAGUACCAAGUGUGGUGGUGGUGGUGGUGGUGGUGGUGGUGGUGGUGGUGGUGAUGAUGAUGAUGAUGAUGAUGUUUGUCACGUGGGGCGACCUAAAGUCACGUGGGGCGACCCAAAGUCACGUGGGGCGACCCAAAGUCACGUGGGGCGACCCAAAGUCACGUGGGGCGACCCAAAGUCACGUGGGGGCGACCCAAAGUCACGUGGGGGCGACCCAAAGUCACGUGGGGGCGACCCAAAGUCACGUGGGGGCGACCCAAAGUCACGUGGGGGCGACCCAAAGUCACGUGGGGGCGACCCAAAGUCACGUGGGGGCGACCCAAAGUCACGUGGGGGCGACCCAAAGUCACGUGGGGGCGACCCAAAGUCACGUGGGGGCGACCCAAAGUCACGUGGGGGCGACCCAAAGUCACGUGGGGGCGACCCAAAGUCACGUGGGGGCGACCCAAAGUCACGUGGGGGCGACCCAAAGUCACGUGGGGGCGACCCAAAGUCACGUGGGGGCGACCCAAAGUCACGUGGGGGCGACCCAAAGUCACGUGGGGGCGACCCAAAGUCACGUGGGGGCGACCCAAAGUCACGUGGGGGCGACCCAAAGUCACGUGGGGGCGACCCAAAGUCACGUGGGGGCGACCCAAAGUCACGUGGGGGCGACCCAAAGUCACGUGGGGGCGACCCAAAGUCACGUGGGGGCGACCCAAAGUCACGUGGGGGCGACCCAAAGUCACGUGGGGGCGACCCAAAGUCACGUGGGGGCGACCCAAAGUCACGUGGGGGCGACCCAAAGUCACGUGGGGGCGACCCAAAGUCACGUGGGGGCGACCCAAAGUCACGUGGGGGCGACCCAAAGUCACGUGGGGGCGACCCAAAGUCACGUGGGGGCGACCCAAAGUCACGUGGGGGCGACCCAAAGUCACGUGGGGGCGACCCAAAGUCACGUGGGGGCGACCCAAAGUCACGUGGGGGCGACCCAAAGUCACGUGGGGGCGACCCAAAGUCACGUGGGGGCGACCCAAAGUCACGUGGGGGCGACCCAAAGUCACGUGGGGGCGACCCAAAGUCACGUGGGGGCGACCCAAAGUCACGUGGGGGCGACCCAAAGUCACGUGGGGGCGACCCAAAGUCACGUGGGGGCGACCCAAAGUCACGUGGGGGCGACCCAAAGUCACGUGGGGGCGACCCAAAGUCACGUGGGGGCGACCCAAAGUCACGUGGGGGCGACCCAAAGUCACGUGGGGGCGACCCAAAGUCACGUGGGGGCGACCCAAAGUCACGUGGGGGCGACCCAAAGUCACGUGGGGGCGACCCAAAGUCACGUGGGGGCGACCCAAAGUCACGUGGGGGCGACCCAAAGUCACGUGGGGGCGACCCAAAGUCACGUGGGGGCGACCCAAAGUCACGUGGGGGCGACCCAAAGUCACGUGGGGGCGACCCAAAGUCACGUGGGGGCGACCCAAAGUCACGUGGGGGCGACCCAAAGUCACGUGGGGGCGACCCAAAGUCACGUGGGGGCGACCCAAAGUCACGUGGGGGCGACCCAAAGUCACGUGGGGGCGACCCAAAGUCACGUGGGGGCGACCCAAAGUCACGUGGGGGCGACCCAAAGUCACGUGGGGGCGACCCAAAGUCACGUGGGGGCGACCCAAAGUCACGUGGGGGCGACCCAAAGUCACGUGGGGGCGACCCAAAGUCACGUGGGGCGACCCAAAGUCACGUGGGGCGACCCAAAGUCACGUGGGGCGACCCAAAGUCACGUGGGGCGACCCAAAGUCACGUGGGGCGACCCAAAGUCACGUGGGGCGACCCAAAGUCACGUGGGGCGACCCAAAGUCACGUGGGGCGACCCAAAGUCACGUGGGGCGACCCAAAGUCACGUGGGGCGACCCAAAGUCACGUGGGGCGACCCAAAGUCACGUGGGGCGACCCAAAGUCACGUGGGGCGACCCAAAGUCACGUGGGGCGACCCAAAGUCACGUGGGGCGACCCAAAGUCACGUGGGGCGACCUAA